AUGGGUUCUCAAUUCUCCGGAUCAGAUCUCGAUCUGGCUCCGCUCCCGCCCAAAGAUUUUAUUGUGAGUUUGCGGACCGGAAAAAUCAGGCCUUUCGGGGGUCUUAAAGGUUUGACGUCGGCGAUCAACAAGCAACCCCGGCAAGGCAAGAUCCGGCUUACAGCAGGCGGCCUCGAGGGUGAUGAACGUCAAUAUAUCAACCAUAAUAGUCCAGAUAACGCCAUUCAUCAAUAUGAUCCCCGCCACUAUGAAGAAUGGAAGAAUAUCUUACCAGAACGUACUCACAAGUUCAAAGUUGGCGCGUUCGGCGAGAAUAUAUCUUCUGCGCACCUCUCGGAAGCCAAUCUAUGUGUCGGAGACAAAUUCCGGUUGGGGGCCGACGCCAUCGUUCAGGUUACUAUGUUAAGACAGCCCUGCUAUAAGUUAAACCACCGAUUUGAGUACAAGAAGAUGUCAAGACUCAUUCAGAGUACUGGAUUUACCGGAUGGUAUUAUCGAGUUCUACAUGGAGGUGAUGUCCAAGAAGGCGACCCGAUCGAAUUGAUCGAACGUAUUAACCCACGAUGGUCUCUCUUAAGAAUACACUAUAUUCUUUAUACGGACUCUAAUAAUACGAAAGCGAUAGAGGAGAUCAGUAAACUGGAAGGGCUUAGCCAGGAAUUCCUUGAUUUAACCCAGAGCAGACUUUCUAAAGGGGUCGAGAACAUGAAUCGACGCCUCCUAGGUGACUUUGCUGUGCCAUGGCACUUAUACAAGUUGGUUGAAAAAACUAGGCUUACUCCGAGAGUACAAAAAUUCAUCUUCAAGUCCGAGGAACCUGAUACGGACGUGGAAGAUUUGAAUUUCGGCCGCUUUCCGCAUGUGCGUCUCAAGUUCGGACCAGAUUCCAAGUUCACCAGAGCUUAUUCGGUCGUCUCGGGGGAUAUGAGAUCAUUUGAGCUAGGAAUCGCGAAAGAUGAUGAUUCAAGAGGCGGAUCGCUAUAUCUACACGAUAACUUGAAGAUUGGCGAUAUUCUGGAGGUAGCCAAGGGACACAAUGCGGUUGUUCCUAUAAUAAAUAGUGACCAAGUCGAUACACCAACAAGGCACAUCUUUAUUAUAGGUGGAAUUGGUGUCACUGCCUUCAUUGAUGAGAUUCGGACUCUCGAGAAUAAAUCUGCCAACUUCGAGAUUCACUACGCCGUUCGUAGCAGAAAGGAGGCGGCAUACCUUGAUCAUCUACCAGACAGUAGGACUACUAUUUAUGCAAAGAGCGAGGGCAAACGGUUGGAUGUGGCUGAGAUCAUUCCAUCGCCUGACGAUUGCAGGGAUAAUUGUAAGACUUUGGUUUACUGCUGUGGCCCAUCGUCGCUGCUUGCCGCUUGUCGUGACACGACAACGAAGUUAGGCUAUCCCCGAUCCCAGACCCAUUUCGAGGAGUUUGGCGGUGCUGGAACAGGCACAGGUGACCCUUUUGAAGCCGAGAUUAAAAACACUGGGGAAGUUCUUCAGGUCCCUCAAGAGAAAUCAUUAUUGGACGUCCUUAACGAAGCCGGUUUCGAGAUAGAAUCAUCAUGUCUCGUAGGAAAUUGUGGAACCUGCAUGGUAGAUGUUUGCAAAGGGAAGGUUGUUCACCAAGGUGUAGCCCUAGAAGAUGAGCAGAAGGAGAGCAGUAUGCUGACCUGUGUGAGCCGUGGUAAGGGAAGGAUUGUGAUUGAUUGUUAA
This is a messenger RNA of Daldinia childiae, 1704 nucleotides long. RefSeq names its product putative dioxygenase subunit beta YeaX. Lineage: Eukaryota; Fungi; Ascomycota; Sordariomycetes; Xylariales; Hypoxylaceae. The transcript has a single exon. Gene Ontology annotation, molecular function: molybdenum ion binding; oxidoreductase activity; pyridoxal phosphate binding. Bases 1 to 1704 code for a protein of 567 amino acids. The record is from RefSeq and is a predicted model, not a curated record.